This is a messenger RNA of Coccidioides posadasii C735 delta SOWgp, 1955 nucleotides long. RefSeq names its product glutathione synthetase ATP-binding domain-like protein (gene ACL2). Gene Ontology annotation, cellular component: cytosol. Gene Ontology annotation, molecular function: ATP citrate synthase activity. Gene Ontology annotation, biological process: acetyl-CoA biosynthetic process; tricarboxylic acid cycle; fatty acid biosynthetic process. NCBI's taxonomy places the organism in Eukaryota, Fungi, Ascomycota, Eurotiomycetes, Onygenales, Onygenaceae. The record is from RefSeq and is a predicted model, not a curated record.
GGUCGCUCAACCAACAAACCGUCUCUGCACCACCAACAUCACCAACAUCACCACCACCACGCACCGCGGACCGAUCUCUCCGCCGCUUUCUCUUCUUCCAGGUCUCCAUACUCAUACUCAUUCCUGCUCUCAUCUCUGCUCUACUGUCUCUCUUCUGCAGCUUCAUAUCCUCUCUGCUUCUCUUUCUCUCCCCCUCUCUCUCUCUCUCCCUCUCUCCCCGCCUUCUCUCCCCAGCUUGAUCAUCCUGCUACAGCUCUACACUCGAAACAAGAAGGAAAAAAAAAAAAUAUUACUUUACCUACCCUAACCCAGUUCACUCCUAAUCAUGUCGGCCAAGUCAAUCUACGAAGCUGAUGGCAAAGCCAUCCUCAACUACCACCUCACACGUGCGCCAGUCAUCAAGCCCUCUCCUCUCCCCGCUCCCACCACACACAAUGCUCCCGCAAAGCUCGCUUCCCUCCACUUUGACGAGGACUGCUCCGUCGAAGGCGUCCUCGACCAGGCCGAAUCCACCUAUCCCUGGCUGCUCGCCAAAGGAGCCAAGUUCGUCGCAAAGCCCGAUCAAUUGAUCAAGAGAAGAGGCAAGAGCGGCCUGCUGGCGCUCAACAAGAGCUGGGAGGAGGCCAGAGAAUGGAUUGCCGCCCGCGCCGGAAAGCCACAGCAGGUCGAGACCGUCACCGGUGUCCUGCGACAUUUCCUCGUUGAGCCUUUCGUCCCCCAUCCACAAGAGACCGAAUACUACAUCAACAUCAACUCCGUCCGUGAGGGCGAUUGGAUCUUGUUCACACAUGAAGGAGGUGUCGACGUAGGAGACGUCGACGCCAAGGCAGAGAAGCUCUUGGUUCCCGUUAACCUCAAGAACUUCCCGUCGAACGACGAGAUCGCCGCCAAGCUGCUCAGCAAGAUUCCCCAGGGCCUGCACAAUGUCUUGGUCGACUUCAUCACAAGACUAUACGCUGUCUACGUCGACUGCCAGUUCACUUAUCUGGAGAUUAACCCCCUCGUCGUGAUCCCCAACGCUGACAAGACAUCCGCUGAAGUCCAUUUCUUGGAUCUGGCGGCCAAGCUCGACCAGACCGCCGAGUUUGAGUGCGGCACCAAGUGGGCUGUUGCGCGCAGCCCGGCUGCCCUCGGAAUCCGCGCUCCGCUCAAGAACGAUGACAAGGUGACCAUCGAUGCCGGCCCACCAAUGGACUUCCCAGCACCCUUUGGCCGUGAAUUGAGCAAGGAAGAAAAGUUCAUCGCCGACAUGGACGCCAAGACCGGCGCAUCCCUCAAGCUCACCGUUCUCAACUCCACCGGCCGAAUCUGGACUCUCGUUGCCGGUGGUGGUGCCUCCGUCGUUUACGCUGAUGCCAUUGCCUCCGCUGGCUUCGUCAGCGAACUCGCCAACUACGGUGAGUACUCCGGCGCGCCCACCGAGACCCAAACCUACAACUACGCCCGCACCGUGCUUGACCUCAUGCUGCGCGCGCCCAUGCACCCAGACGGUAAAGUUCUCUUCAUCGGCGGCGGUAUCGCCAACUUCACCAACGUCGCCACCACGUUCAAGGGUGUCAUCCGCGCACUGAGAGAAGUCGCGCCUGUCCUCAACGAGCACAAGACCCAGAUCUGGGUCCGUCGUGCCGGCCCCAAUUACCAAGAAGGUCUGAAGAACAUCAAGGCUGUCGGCGAGGAACUCCACCUCAACAUGCAUGUCUACGGCCCCGAGAUGCACGUCAGCGGGAUUGUGCCUUUGGCGUUAAACGGGAAGACAACUGAUGUCAAGGAGUUUGGUGAAGCAUGAUUAUAACGAAACUCAUUAAUAAAAAAGAAAAUACAUUUGGCCCGGUCUUCUUAUUAUCAUUCUUCUUUUCUAGACUAUCGUUCUUGUAUGCGAAGUUAAUUACCGCCCCGCCCGAAAUAAUGAAUUUCAUAGAUGCUUCGGCUUCUCCAUCUGUUCUGUGCUUGGUAUC